AUGGUCGCCUCCGAGUCUCUUCCUGGCGUCUUUUCCACCAGCUCAGCCUCCCACCAGGGAACCUGCAAGCCACGGUCUAGAAAACCACUCACGGAGCCGGGCCGCCUCUCGAGCUCUGGGGAGAGGCCGCCGACGUGGUGUCUCCUGCAGGUCCGCGUCGGUCACUCCGCACCUCCGACCUCCUUUCCCUCCUGCUCCCGGCGGGCGGCAGCCUCUCGCCGGCUCUCAACUUUGGGGAGUUUCGAGCAGCGGCGGCGGCAGCAGCAACCCGGGCGCAGCCACGCUCCCCGCUGGCGCCGCUCGGUGCUCCCGGGCUCUUCGCAUUGCACGGCUCAAGGUACCGCCUCGGCGCUGCGGCCGCCGUGUGCCCGCGCGGGGCGCCCCGCUCGCGGCGCGGGGGCCGAAGGGCGGGGGCGCGGGCGGCUGGCCGGCCCCGCCUCCGCUCCGCGCGCUCGGGAGGCUGCGGGACCCGGGUUCCCGCGCGCCCGCGUCGGGCGCGGGGCGGGGAGGCCGGUCCCCGCUGCGCGUCUCCCCCUGGCGGGCACCAGCUCCGCCACUGCGAGAGGAGGCGCGCGGGGCGCGGGGCGCGGACAACGCGGGGGGGGGGACCGGCGGCGCAGCCAAUCCGAGAGGCGGCCACCGCCCCCCGCGGCCCCCUCCGGCUGCCCUGGGGACCCGGGGAACCGCCAGGCCCACGGAAUCAGGGACGGGGGUCCACACCCGAGGCCGGGACUCGCGUCCCCGAGUGAGGACGCGUCCAUCCACUCUCCGGCUGGUUGUGUCCGUCGGUCCAGCCCAAAGCGGGGUAGCGGCGGCGUCGGGGAAGAUAAUGAGAAGCCCUGAGAUCCCAGAGGCUGCUGCCAGAGGAAAAGCUGGGCAAGCGUGCAAGACUCUACUUCCUGCAAAUAU
Nycticebus coucang (slow loris) is the source of this 909-nucleotide messenger RNA. Its product is annotated as translation initiation factor IF-2-like. NCBI's taxonomy places the organism in Eukaryota, Metazoa, Chordata, Mammalia, Primates, Lorisidae. The record is from RefSeq and is a predicted model, not a curated record. Bases 1 to 843 code for a protein of 280 amino acids. The transcript has 3 exons.